AUUCCAACAUUCAAUCUUCAGAAUAUAUACACCACAUUCACAAUUAUUCACAAUACCUACUUUGAAAGGGAGGGAAGAUGUGAGCCUUGAGAGCAUCAAACUCAUCAAUCCUGCAUUCCUCUACCACUUCCAAUCGAAGAGGAAUUACCAUGAAUCUCCAAAACAGAAUCUCCAAAAUCUCUCUUCCACACAUCGAAAACAACUCUACUUUUCAACAAAUGGAAAAGCAGCUCAGUCCCAAUGUGGAAGCGUUCAUUGAAAGCGACGACCCAAUGGUGAAAGUCAAGCUUUACGCGAUACUGGAAGCCGUUGCAGACAGAGUUGAAAUGCACAAAAACAUCGGAGACCAGAGAAAAGAGUGGAACGGUCUUCUUCUCCAAUCAAUCAACGCUCUCACUCUCGCCGCCGCUACCAUGGUGGGCAUCGCAGAUACCACCGCCAUCACGUUAUCUUCGACAGUGAUGUACGUAGCAGCGACAGGGAUGCUUUCGAUAGUGAACAAGAUCCAACCAUCACAGCUAGCAGAAGAGCAACGCAACGCAACGAGGCUAUUCAAACAGCUUCAAAAUCAAAUCCACACCAUUCUAUCUGUUGGAAAUCCAACUUCCGUUCAUGUUAAGGAAAUGAUGGACAAAGUCUUGGCGCUCGAUAAGGCCUUUCCGCUCCCUCUCCUUGGCGGCGCCAUUUUCGAUAAAUUCCCGGACACUGUUGAGCCCGCGGUGUGGUGGCCUCAAAACAGAAGAAAACAGUUGAAAACGAGCCAAGCCAGCAACGGGUGGAAUGGUAAGUUGGAGAAAGAAAUGAGAGAAAUAGUUAAUGUGAUGAAGCAAAAAGACGAGGAAGAUUACUUGAAGUUAGCUGGAAAAGCACUAAAGUUGAACAAAGUUUUAGCAAUGAGCGCUCCUGCGCUGACAGGUUUAGCCGCGGUUGGUUCCACCCUACAUUCCCACGGUGGCUGGGCUGCGGCCUUGGCUGUUGGAGGCGGCGCCUUGGCCACUGUUGCCAACUCACUAGAGCACGGGGGCCAAGUGGGGAUGGUGUUUGAGAUGUAUAGAAGCAAUGCCGGAUUCUUUAAACUCAUGGAAGAAUCAAUACAAUCCAACAUAGGGGGAGAUGAUUUGGAGAGAAUAGAAAACGGAGAAAUGGUGGAGAUGAAGGUUGCGCUGCAGUUGGGAAGGAGUUUAUCAGACCUCAGAAAUCUGGCGGAGGAUUCUUCCAUCAAAGGGAAAGCCAUUGAUGAGUUUGCAAGCAAGCUUUUCUGAUCAUGCUAAACACUCUUGUAAUGCAAAAUACAACACAUGAAAUUAUACCAUUCUAUGUCCAA
Molecule: messenger RNA, 1324 nt
Organism: Salvia hispanica
Lineage: Eukaryota; Viridiplantae; Streptophyta; Magnoliopsida; Lamiales; Lamiaceae
Source: RefSeq, a predicted model, not a curated record